AUGGCGGACGAAGAAAGCUUGAGAAACAAGAACGGCAAGAACAAGAAAACGACGACAAUCACAAAACCGAGGAGUAAAUCAAAAUCCCACAGGAGAAAACCACAGAAUUUACUAAACGUGGGGAACAGAGAAAAAGGUGAGCGUUUUCGAUUCAACAUUUAAGGAUACUCCUCAAUAAUCUAUCCUCCUCACAUGUAUCUUAAAAUCAGCGCGUGUUUCUUGUACUUGUAGGCCAUGCCUUUGUCGAGAAACGAAAGAAGAUGGCUCUCAGAGAGUACAAAAAGCUACUAAAGAAAACAAGAAAAGAACAAGAACUGCGCAAAGAAUCAGGUGAAAAAGUUCAGCAAACUAAGCCAACCCUCAGAGCUCCAGAGGGACGCAAUGACUCUGAUAACAUCAGCCGUUCGCGACCACAGGUUUGUGUGUCUCUCUCUCCACUAGUGUUCUUAAGUAUCAUUAACUCAUCGUUCCACGAGCAAUUACGGUUAUAUGUAUUGAUGUGGAAUAUCAAGACAACUUAAAAAUACCAUUGCUCAAAGUUGAAAAACUGCUAAAGAUGGCCUGCACUACUGCCCUUCGCAGAUCAGACAUUUAGAUUUAGAACUGUCGAUUCCCGACAACUUGAACCUUCUAGGGAAAUCAAAAAAAGUUUAAAUUAUUGGGGAGUUCGAAGCAGAUAACCUGUAAUAAUGAAAUCAGCAAAUGGAUGGGGAGGGAAUCCAGGAAUCUUGCACACUUCACUAUAAGGGCAGCAAGAGAUAUAGAUUGAUAUUUUGAAAAAGGAAUUGAGCAACAAUGCUUGAUUAAUAGACAGGGAUGGACACUGAAUUUGAAUCGGAGUGACCAAAAAUUUCUAAAAAGUAAAGACAAAGAACUGACAUGGCUGUUUUGAAUUAUAUUCAGCAAUGUUUUCGGACUUCAGGACACUUAUUUCUUACUUGUCAUGCAUUUAAAACAUGUUUUGAGGUUUUGAGGAUAAAAUUAUAAAGAAAUGAUAAGAAGGGAAACAAAAUUUACUUCGAGUUAAUGGGAACCUCGAGUUAUUGAGGGUUCGAGUUACCGGGGGUAAAAUUAUUGUGAAGUAUGAAGGAAAUCCAGGGGAAAUCAACUUUGAUUCGAGUUAGUGCGAGGUUCAAGGUAGCGAAGGUUCGAGUUAUCGGGAGUCAACUCAGUGUAUCCAGUGUUCCAGAUGACAGACGGGUCUUGGGUCAAUGACGCAAAAAAGAAGGCUUCCUGAACUGACAGCUGAAAUAAUUUAUAAAUGUUAAGUUAUAAAUAUAACAAAAAAAAUUAGCACAUGGUUUGGGUGACCCCUCAGAGGGUCUACAUGAUCCCGACUAGAAAGAACAAACUGGAAUGCUGUGUAUUGUCAGCCUUUCAGGAAGGUAGACACUAUUGGAGACUGUUACACUCUAAAAUUUAGUCUUGGUUUUUUGAGUCACCACUUCUCAACCCACUUUUAUAAUAUCAUUUUCUGUCCUUACCCACCGUGGAGUCCUCCAUUGUUUGGAACUUGGUAGGGAUACCACAACAAGUGCUACAACAGUAUGUGACAAAUAUUGUUGUCCAGGCUACCACAGUAUGUGACAAAUAUUGUUGUCCAGGCUGCAACAGUAUGUGACAAAUAUUGUGGUCCAGGGUCCAGUCGUUGAAAAGGUGGAUAACGCUAUCCACCAAAUAAAUUGCUGCCAAGUGGAUAGCCUGAUUUUCAUUGGCUGGAGUGUGAUUUAUUCAUUGGAUAACAAUAUCCAAGGUUUGAACAACCAAGGUGUUUUAUGGUACAUUUUGUUUUGUUCUUUGCAUUAAGAGAAACUGAUGAAUUGCACAUGAAAAUCAUGUAAAGAGCAAAAGAUAUUUGCCAGAGUCAGGUUUAAGUGAGGCAUCACCCAUCAGAAAUUAUCUUAAAGAUAAUUAUGGUAUUUUUUGCUUUGGCAUAUCUAACUUAACUUGAAAAAUUCAGAUUAUUUAUUUAAAGGGGCUAUGUGACCAGGAUGUUUUAGGUCAAUUCUGUGCUGAAUUCAUUACUUAGUACCUUUUAGGCUUUACCCAUACACAAAAUGCUCCUGUAGAGUUAUGAAAAAGUUAUCAAACAAAUUUCAUAAGGGAGGACUAACCAUAAUAUUAUUUUGGUGAUUUUUGCUGGAAAUAACUGUUACAGUAAAACUUGGAAGAACAUAUAGGCCCAAUUUUUUAAAGUUUCAAUCCAUGUCCAUCCUUGCCAUUCAUAACAACAGCAAGCAGUUUCAAGGCCUAAAUUUUGUUCCAAGUAACAAAACUGGAGUACUGUUUUUGGAAUUCAGUUGAUGUGAAGAUGUGUUUAAGCAUUUAAAAGAUAGCAAAUAGUGUGGCAUAGCCUGUUUAAAUCAGUAGGUGUUAUUUCAGUUACAUGUAGACCUCCAUAAACCCCAAUGAAAUUCAACUGUGUUGAUGAGUUAUUGAACAAUUUAUAAUGCGUUUUGAUUUUAGUCAUGUAGUGUCAAAGUAAGUUAACUUACCAAAACUCCCUUUCAAUCCCAAGUCAAACACUUAAGGAUGUUAAUUCUUAUCUGCGAGAUUUUGAACUUCUUGUUAAUUCCAACAAAUUUACUUCCCUCCAGGAGGUUUAAAAAAUCAGGAUUCUGCUACAGUUCUGUUGUAAUUUUGCAGCAAUCAAAAGAGCAAACUUUUCAAUGCUAUGAUUCAAUCUUUAUUGUCGUGAUAAUGCUAUUCUGAUAGGAGACUGCACAAGGCAAUAUUUAAUAGCAACCUUGAGUUUUAGAGGUGUGUUACAACACAAUUCAAAGAAUCUUGUACUUAUUAUCUCAUUGUGUAUUUCAACUGAAACAGGUCAGGCUUAACAAUCAAGAUUGUUUAGAAAGUUCUUCGCAAAGUGUCAGAAAACAACAUACUAAUCAGAUGUAAGUAAACUUACAAUGUGCCUGUAAAAAAAAUAAAGCUUGAAUCCUUGGUGAUUCCCCAUCCGAUGUGUACCUUCCAUGCAUCUACAUCUAAUUUAGGAAUCGGUCUUAUUAAGCUAAACAUAAGUCUCCUUUUACCCGGUAUCACCAUGGGCAUGGGGAAAGGAAAACUAACGGCUGCAAUUGGAGGUUUACUAGUAUAUUAGUUGACAUGAUGGUUCAGUGUUUCAUCCCUACAUUAGCAUUAGAUUGGCAAGAUCUGAAUAGGCCAUCUCACAGUUAAUUACUGUCAGUGAGUAUCUUGGCCUUGAGUGCCAGCAUGGCCAGAGGUGCCCUAGUUUUGAUUAAAACCCCACUGCCUUUUAAAAAUUCAUGUAAAUCAUUUUCAUAUGCAUAUGAAUGCAACUGAGGUUCUUAUCAAAACAAACUGACUAUCAGCCUCGCUUCCACCCAAAGGCUAGGUUGCCCAGCUUCAAUAAUAUUAUUGUAGAUUAGGCUAUUAUGAUUACCAUCUUUACUUCUGUGUAUUUGAAAUUCCAAAUUUUUUUAUUUUACUUCUCUUGUUUUUAAUUUGCAUUUUGGCCUUCAGGAAAACUGGCUGAAAUAGUCUAGUGUACUGACUACAUGUGUUAAAAACUACAGCCCUAGUUUACAUACAUUUUGUAUUGCUUGUUCUCGUCUUCUGUUUUGUUAAUAACUCUCUACAUGUACAAACUGUACAUUCUAUCUCUUAGAAAACAAAAACCAGUCAACGUAUUAAUAGCAGCUGAAAGUGAAUUCAAGAAAAGAAAACUUGAAAAGGAAAAGCUAGUCAAGGUUUGUUGUUAUUUAUUUUUUUACCUCUGUCGAUUUUUUUCUUCUGUUUGAAAUGCCUGUUUAUAUUUCUCCCAAAGGAAAGGGAAGUGAUGAUACAAAAACACAGGGAGGAGGUUCGAGAGAAAAUGAGGAAGCGCCGUGAAACUUUUGGCCGCUUGAACAAAAAAACGCGUAGAGGACAACCUGUGAUGGCUAAUCAAAUAGAACAUCUACUUGGCAAGAUUCAGGGCAAGUCCUGA
Molecule: messenger RNA, 3952 nt
Organism: Porites evermanni
Lineage: Eukaryota; Metazoa; Cnidaria; Anthozoa; Scleractinia; Poritidae
Source: the annotation of a GenBank genome assembly